Messenger RNA from Henningerozyma blattae CBS 6284, 1023 nucleotides. It is a transcript of the gene RBK1, whose product is annotated as putative ribokinase. Gene Ontology annotation, biological process: D-ribose metabolic process. Lineage: Eukaryota; Fungi; Ascomycota; Saccharomycetes; Saccharomycetales; Saccharomycetaceae. Gene Ontology annotation, molecular function: ribokinase activity. The transcript has a single exon. Bases 1 to 1023 code for a protein of 340 amino acids. The record is from RefSeq and is a predicted model, not a curated record.
AUGGGUAUUACAGUUAUCGGAUCUUUAAAUUAUGACCUGGUCACUUAUACAGAUCUUGUUCCAUCAUCAGGUGAAACCAUUAGAGCAAACAAGUUUGAGACUCAUCCAGGUGGUAAAGGUUCAAACCAAUGUAAUUCAAUUGCAAAAUUAAAAUCCAAAAAUUUGGAUUAUAAAGUAAAAAUGAUUGGUUCAGUGGGUAAUGAUUCUUUUGGUACUCAGUUAGUUGAUCUCUUAAAGCAAAAUAAUGUUGACGUGACAGAUUUAGCAGUGUUGGACAAUUAUCAAACUGGUAUUGCCACAAUUUUAGUAGAAGAAGCCACAGGUCAAAAUAGAAUCUUGAUUGCAGAAGGUGCUAAUGGUCAAUCUGUCUAUACCCCGACACAAUUAGAAAAAUUGUUUCCUCAGUCAUUACAGUCAUUACAAAACGAUGAACAGGAUGAAUAUAUCGUCUUUCAACAUGAAAUCCCUGAUCCUUGUUCAAUCAUGAAAUGGUUGAAAGAAAAUAGGUCAACGUAUCAAAUCAUUUAUAAUCCUUCUCCUUUCAAAAAACUAUCAAGGGAACAAUGGUUAUUAUCAGAUAUUCUUGUUGUUAAUGAAAUUGAAGCUAUGCAAAUUGUUGAAAGUGUAUAUCCAAAGGAAGAACAUACUGCUUAUAAAUUAGCAAUUGAAAAAAAUUUUAUUGAAGCUUAUAAGACAUUGUGUACAGAUUUUCAAAAGAAGUUGGUUAAUCAACAAAAUAGUGCCACAGUUAUUAUAACUCUUGGGUCAAGGGGUGUCUUAUUCUGUUCAAAAAAUGAACCUACUGUAGGCUAUUUACCAGCUGUUUCUGGAAUUAAAGUUGUAGAUACUACUGGAGCUGGGGAUACCUUCUUAGGUGGUAUUGUAAGUCAAUUAUAUGAAAAAAAAAGUUUGGCAGAUGCUGCCUUGUUUGCAACAACAGCAAGUUCUUUAGCUAUUCAAAAAAGAGGUGCUGCAGAAAGUAUUCCAACACAUCUUCAAGUACUUACUACGAUAAAGCAAUAA